Messenger RNA from Aspergillus oryzae RIB40, 1095 nucleotides. Its product is annotated as zinc-binding alcohol dehydrogenase family protein. The coding region runs from base 1 to 1095 and encodes 364 amino acids. The record is from RefSeq and is a predicted model, not a curated record. Lineage: Eukaryota; Fungi; Ascomycota; Eurotiomycetes; Eurotiales; Aspergillaceae. Gene Ontology annotation, molecular function: oxidoreductase activity, acting on NAD(P)H. The transcript is spliced from 3 exons.
AUGGCCACCCACCCUGCAAUUCAAAUAACCGGCAUUAAGCAGCCUUUGAAGUUGGUGCAAGUCCCAACCCCAGAGCCCCAGCAAAAUGAGGUCCGAGUCCGAAUAGAAUGGGUGCCGUCCGCACCCUUGGAUGUGUACCAAGUGGAUGCUGGUUUAAUGGUGCAAUUCCCCCAAGGUCUCGGCGACAGCGGUGUAGGUACCGUGGUGGCGAUUGGGCCCGGUGUCGAGCACCUUCGUGUGGGUGAUCAAGUAUUUGGUUUCUUCUUUCACAACGAAAAGGAAAAGGGCCAACAGAUUUACGUGACCGCACCGGAACACCUAUUUGGAAAGGUCCCUCCUAACAUGCCGCUGGCCGCUGUGGCUACAGUACCGACGAAUUUCUGCACCGCAUUUCUGACUCUCUCUGACAAGCUUGGUCUGGAGCUGCCUUGGCCACGCUCCACCGACUUUCUCCCGCAGAAUCAACAUACACCGAUUCUCAUCUGGGGUGCAGCGACCUCCGUUGGCCAAUUCGCAGUCCAGAUCCUCAAGCAUUGGGGCUACACGAACAUCAUCGCAACGGCAUCUUCCAAGCACCACGAAAAGAUCAAGAAGCACGGUGCUAAACAUGUCCUCGACUAUCAAGAGCCCAACGCUGUUGAUUCAAUCCUCAAUAUACUAAACACAGAAAGCCCCGCCAUUCCCAUCCGCGCUUUCGACUGCGUGACCUCAAAAUCCGGAUCCCUGCAACACAUCGCCAAAAUCGCAACUCUGCCGGGCUCAAUAGUAGCCGCUGUUCUUCCUGUGGUUAUCCGCCCUCCUUCCCACAAAGAAGGCGUGCAGCUUUCAGCUGAUGUUAACGGGGAAGCAUCCUGGGUACCUGGUGUGCAGGUCCAUAGCGUUAAUGCUUUCUUGAGAGAUCAUCUGUUCCCAGAAAUCGUUCCCGCGCUCCUUGAAUCUGGCGCGAUUGAACCGAAUCAGUAUCGGGAAAUUGAAGGCGAGUCGCUUUUGCAGAGGGCUUCUACGGCUCUGGAUACCUUGAGAAGUGGUGCUGUUAGUGGUGAAAGACUUGUUUGGAGGGUUUGGAAGAAGGAGGAAUACCCGCAGUAUAAGUAG